AUGCUAAGAGUAUUCAAGGCUAAAACAAGAGAAUAUAUUAAAGAGGCCAUAGAAUUUAAUAAUCUUCAAUUUCCUUGGAAAUUUGGUGGGUAUGGUUAUUUGUUAUCAUCUUAAGAUUUCCUCAUGAACCUAAAGAUGGAUAAUUAAAUGGUUUUACUGAUUGGAGAAGAAUUAUUAAUGAAGAAAAAUUAUAAGAACUCAGUACAGAAUACUUUCAAAAAAUCAAUGAAUUAUAACCUUUGAGAUUGGAAAGAAUUGUUGAGCAUUCUUUAAUGUCACAAAUUUAUAGAGAAUUAAUGAGGUAUAAACUCUAGGUAUUUUAUUGAUUUAAGAACCAUAAACAUACAUUAAAAUUUGAUAUUAAAUGCUUUGAUUUUGGGGUUUACAAUACUGAAAAUAUUUUUCGAGUGGGAGUUCAUCUGGGAAGAUAAAGAAAUAAACCAUUAGAAAUCAGACGUAUAUUAAAUGCUAUUAAAAUAUAGAUUUCAACUAAAAUAUUAAUGGACAUGAUUUUCUUUGUGUGUGGAGGAAAAGACCAUUUGUAACAGAUAAAGCAACUCUUUCUCUUUUUAUUGAUGUUUCAUUUAAAACUCAAGGAACUAUCAUGCUUUUGAAUCAAAAAAAAGAAAUUAUCUAUCAAAACGAUUAAAAUAAUCAAGAAUUUCAUUGCAUGAGACUUGAAAGUGAAAUUAUGAAUUGCAAUUUCAUAAGUGCAAAAAAUGAACAAUCAAAUUUGAGAGAUAUGAAAAGAAUGGAUGAUAAUUUACAUAUCAUAGAUGUUGAUCAUUAUUUGAAAGGAAACAAUUAUAUAAAUUAUAUAGAGUGA
Molecule: messenger RNA, 826 nt
Organism: Paramecium sonneborni
Lineage: Eukaryota; Ciliophora; Oligohymenophorea; Peniculida; Parameciidae
Source: the annotation of a GenBank genome assembly